This is a messenger RNA of Colletotrichum chrysophilum, 1683 nucleotides long. RefSeq lists its product as uncharacterized. Gene Ontology annotation, cellular component: membrane. The transcript has 2 exons. Gene Ontology annotation, biological process: amino acid transmembrane transport. The record is from RefSeq and is a predicted model, not a curated record. NCBI's taxonomy places the organism in Eukaryota, Fungi, Ascomycota, Sordariomycetes, Glomerellales, Glomerellaceae. Gene Ontology annotation, molecular function: amino acid transmembrane transporter activity. Bases 1 to 1683 code for a protein of 560 amino acids.
AUGGAGAAUAAGGAAAGAAUACGAGAACACCCGGAGGCAUCAGCAACGAACCCCAGGGAUGAUGACAUCGAGCCGGCGAGAACCACGAUAGGUGGGGGCGACACGACCGAGGUGAAGCAUCAGCAAGAAACACAACAUCUGGGAACCCUCGAUAGAAAGCUCAAAGCUCGUCAUGUACAGUUCCUGGCCUUGUCAGGCGCCAUCGGUACCGGUUUGUUCGUCGGCAGCGGUCAAGUCUUGUCACUGGCUGGCCCGCUGUCGGCGUUCAUCUCGUACGCAGUCACGGGUUUCAACCUCUACUGCGUAAUCAACAGCUUGGGGGAGAUGGCUGCAUGGCUCCCAAUCCCAGGCGCGGUACCUAUCUUCGCGGCGCGAUAUGUUGACCCGGCGCUCGGGUUUACGCUUGGAUGGAACUACUGGUACCAAUUUGCAAUCGGCGUGCCAAUCGAAGUCACCGUCUCUGUCGUGAUCCUCGACUACUGGGACCACUCCGUCCCCCAAGCCGUGCUUAUCACAAUCUUCCUGCUCGCCAUGGUUCUCAUCAACUGCUUCCCGGUGCGCAUCUACGGCGAAGCCGAAUUCUUCUUCGGCGCCAUCAAACUCAUCACAAUCGUCGGCCUGAUCCUCCUCAUGUUCAUAAUCACCCUCGGCGGCUCCCCCUCCGGCGACCGCAUCGGCUUCCGCUACUGGGCCGAUCCGGGGCCGAUGAACGCCUACCUCCGCCCCGGCGCCCUCGGCCGCUUCCUCGCCUUCUGGAAGGUCUUCAUCCAGGCCACCUUCUCUUACGGCGGCAGCGAGAUGGUCGUCGUCGCCUCGGGCGAGACCGAGAACCCGCGCCGCAACAUCCCUAAGGCCAUCCGCCGCGUCUUCUGGCGCAUCGCCAUCUUCUACGUCCUCGCCAUCUUCCUCGUCGGCCUCUGUGUCUCUUCCGAGGACCCAAACCUCCUCGAUGCAAUCGGCUCCAGCGCCCCCGGCGCCGCGCAGUCCCCCUUCGUCAUCGCCAUCCGCAACGCCGGCAUCCGCACGCUGCCCUCGAUCAUCAACGCCGUCGUGCUUUCCUCCGCGUGGUCCGCCGGCAACUCCUUCUUCUACGCCUCGACGCGCGUGCUCUACGCCGCCGCGCUCGACGGCACAGCACCCGCCGUCCUCAAGUUCGAGCGCUUCGGCGUGCCGUACGCGUGCGUCGGCGCCACGACGGCGCUCAGCUGCCUCGUCUACCUCAACGUGAGCAACCGCGCCGCGGAGGUGUUCUUCUGGAUCAGCAACCUCAGCGCCGUCAGCACGCUCAUCGUGUGGGCGAGCGUGUGCGUGACGUAUCUGCGCUUCUACCACGGGCUGCGGCACCACGGCGUCGACCGCGACACGCUGCCGUACAAGGCGCCGCUGCAGCCGUUCCUGGCGUACUUUGCGGUGUGCUUCUGUCUCGUGGUCGCACUGUUCAACGGCUUCGACGCGUUCUUCCCGGGGCGGUUUAGCGCCAAGACGUUUGUGCCGCCGUACAUUGACAUCCCCAUUUUUCUGAGCCUGUUCCUCGGGUACAAGUUUGUGAAGGGGACUAGGUUUGUGAAGGUGGCCGAGAUGGAUAUCUGGUCUGGCAAGGCGGAGAUUGAUAGGCUGGAGCCGACGUGGCCGGUGGUCACGCCGAGAAACUGGGUGGAGAGGAUUUGGUUCUGGAUUGCUUGA